Molecule: messenger RNA, 6086 nt
Organism: Hippoglossus stenolepis (Pacific halibut)
Lineage: Eukaryota; Metazoa; Chordata; Actinopteri; Pleuronectiformes; Pleuronectidae
Gene: hmbox1b
Product: homeobox containing 1 b
Exons: 10
Coding region: 266-1825 (519 amino acids)
Biological process (GO): positive regulation of DNA-templated transcription
Cellular component (GO): nucleus
Molecular function (GO): double-stranded telomeric DNA binding
Source: RefSeq, a predicted model, not a curated record
UCUGGGACUUGUAGUCUUCGGUGCGAUGGGCGCCGCCGCGUGGUGGAGGCCCGGGCGAGAGUGAGACUACAGUUCCCUCAGAGCUGCUCGGAGGUGUUAGUUGUCAAUAUGGCUGUUGUCAGACAGACAAAGCGGAGAGGCAAAUAAUUCGCCUCUGAUUAGAAAUCCUUGGAAGAGGGUCGGACGGGGCACCGUUCGUCAGACAGCUUGACGUCUCGGCUGCGGUGGAAGACGCAGCGGCUCUUCGCUCUAGUUGCAAAGUUAAAUGGUCGGACGAUUUGAACCGAGCAGCAGGAUGUCUGAGUUUAGCGAGGAGCCGCGCUUCACUAUUGAGCAGAUAGAUCUGCUGCAGCGGCUGCGGCGCUCCGGCAUGAGCAAGCAGGAGAUCCUGCAUGCGCUCGACACUCUGGACCGGCUGGACCGGGAGCAUGGCGACAAGUUUGGUCGCCGCACCUCUUCUUCCUCAUCUUCCUCAUCCUCCUACGGAGUAGGCGGGGCAAGCAGCUGCAACAACAAUUCUGCCUCGAAUACAACUACCACAUUCAACAAUAACAACACUGCCUCGGCAACAACCACCUCUCCCGUGACAUGCAACGGCAACAGCAGCGCCAUCAACAACGUCGAAAGAAGCGCUAGCAAUCACUCUGCGGCCGCCGCCUCUUCUACAACCUCCAAAAUCUCCACCGCCACACAGACGCAGUUCGGCAGCACCGGGGGACUCUCGCUGUCCCCUAGCAACAGUUACGACACCUCCCCGCCUCCAGGGCCGCCACCGCCCUCUGCAAUCCUGCCAUCACCAGUCAGCUUGGUGGCGCUGUCACAGAACGGGCGUGAUAGCUUAGCUGCUACACCCAACGGGAAGCUGUCUCCUCCACGGUAUCCAGUGAACAGCGCGGCCGCAGCGAGGGCUUUUGGGUUCGAAGCCACAGAGGAAGACCUGGACAUUGACGACAAGGUGGAGGAACUGAUGAGGAGGGACAGCAGUAUGGUGAAGGAGGAGAUCAAAGCGUUCCUGGGGAACAGGAGGAUCUCUCAGGCAGUCGUGGCACAAGUUACCGGCAUCAGCCAGAGCAGGAUCUCCCAUUGGCUGCUGCAGCAUGGCUCUGACCUAAGCGAGCAGAAGAAGAGGGCCUUCUACCGCUGGUACACGCUGGAGAAAACCACACCAGGUGCCACCCUCAACAUGCGGCCGGCUCCGUUAGCUCUGGAGGAGAUGGAGUGGAGGCAAACCCCGCCCCCCCUCACCACUGCCCCCGGCACCUUCCGGCUGCGUCGGGGAAGUCGCUUCACUUGGAGGAAAGAGUGCCUGGCUGUGAUGGAGAGCUACUUCAACGACAACCAGUACCCAGACGAGGCCAAACGGGAGGAGAUUGCAAACGCCUGCAACGCUGUGAUUCAGAAACCAGGGAAGAAGCUGUCCGAUCUGGAGCGGGUCACCUCGCUGAAAGUUUACAACUGGUUCGCCAACCGUCGCAAAGAGAUCAAGAGACGGGCCAACAUUGAAGCCACAAUCCUGGAGAGUCAUGGUAUAGACGUGCAGAGUCCUGGAGGACACUCCAACAGCGACGACAUCGAUGGGAAUGACUUCACAGAGCAGGCCUGUGACCUUCCCUAUUUCGACAAGAGACCUCUCAGCCGACCGUUUGGCCUUUACCGACUGGAGCCCACCUCACCAACACAGGAUGACAGCGCAGCACACAGCGAGCACCAGGACCCCAUCUCUCUCGCUGUAGAGAUGGCCGCCGUCAACCACACCAUCCUGGCCCUGUCCAGAACCGGAGGGGUCCCCAGCGACAUCAAGACGGAGUCCCUGGAGGACGAAUGAACUGAACGGGACCCGGGAUGGAGGGAGGAGUAGAAAAGUUUGGAAACGAGGGAGGGCUUAAAAAAACUGACUGAACUAAUUCUACUUAGUAAACCUCAUGAAUCGGUCACUCAGCCAGCCCCCCCUGCCAACUGCUGCCGGUCUCAGCCUCCCUCCUCCACUUCCCUCCUCCCACAUGCCAUGUAAACAGUAAUUACCCCCCCACCCUCCACAAUAUAUUGACACAGCUUGCAGAGAUUGGUCACUCUAUGUCCUCUGAUCUCUGUGAAAAUGUUCCAUGGAAAGGAGAAAAGGUGGCAUCCAGGCCUUUAACCCCCAAAACGCUGGCUCUCUUCUGGGAUUGUGUCUCCCAGGAACUUGCCCCUCUCCUCCCUCAAUAGACACACUCCUCACAGGAUACCUCUUCUCUUUCCUCUCUCUCUCUCUCCAGCCUGGUUGUCUGAGCCGAUCCUCUGUCUAUCUCACCUCAACGUCAACCUCAGUAAUAACAUGUACUGUAUAUAUAAUAUAUAUAUAUAUAUAUAUAUAUAUGGUUCUUAUGGUUCUCAGUCACACUCACCUCACGGUGUGGUACCUACCUACCUACCCCUCAAAAUGUCACCUUCUUCAUUGUGCAAUUCAUGGAAAGAGCAGCCUCCAGCCAUCGUCUUGGGAAAGAUGGAUGGAGAGUGUUUCCUUCUCUCGCUCUCUGGCACCAAGGCUGUCAGAAAGGCUCAUAUUGGCAGACAGAACUGUCCCGUCACUGUCCUCAUCCUCUGUAGUUAACAUUCCUCUGUGGAAUGGCUUUGUUUUCCUACUGUAGAGCUGCUCUUGGAUGAAGACCUAUAAAAAGACGUAGCCUUAAUUCCAUACAGACAACCUCACAUUAUCUUUUUGCCGUAUACAGCAGGUUUAUUUCCUGACAGGGAAGAAUAAUAAACAUUUUAGUGCACAUGUUAAUGUGAAGGUUUAUAUCCAACAGCAGCAGUGUUUUUACUUCUUUUAUUGCAUUGCCCUGUUGUUUUUAGCCCAACUGGUGACUGGAUAUACGGUCAUUUUGCCUUGGUAUUUAGCUUCCCAGUGAUACUGUUGUUGAAUACUUGAGGCUAUGAGAAUCAAUUUAGGGUCAAUGUGAUAAUCAAGCAAACUUAAGCUAAUCUAAUAAGGGGAACUGUGCUUUGUUUUAAAUGUCAUCCAUGCCAAAGGAAAAGAUGCUUGGAGCAAAAAGCUAAGAGGCAAAGCUAAGACUAAUCUAAAAAUGGUGUUCAUGUUGAUCCAAAGCGAUUUCUACUAACUCCUUUGGUGUACGUAGUAGUUUUCUCAUGUUCAGUGAAGCCUCAUGUGGGCUUCACCCUACAGCAGGCCUGUGUCAGUAAAGAUGGGUAUUAGCAGCCAGACAUAAUGAUAAAAUACCCCUAAGCUAUUUACUACUCGUUACUCGUUCUGUGACGCUGCCUCUUUAUAAUCGCCUAAAGAAAUGUGCUUUGAGAAGAUUUUUUAUUCCUAUCGGUGGUAUCGGAAUUAGACUAAAUUCACUCUGGAAAUGGUUCAUCAGAAGGACUUGUUAUGCAUUUUUAAAAAACUUUUUUUUAGUUUUUUUACAUCUCUAAAGCCUCAAUGGUUGAAGCAGCACUUUGAAGGGAAUCAGAAUCGAGAUACUAAAAGUGGUGAUUUAGAAGAUAAUUAUCGGCCAUGUAUUCUUUUUUAAAUUUUUUAUUUGCCCCGUGUGGAAAUUUUCCAAAACCAUCUUUGAGUGAAGGUCAUUGUAAAGUCAUGUGCAGAGAUGAAAUGUUCCUUUUAGAGUAUUAAGACCCGUGUUUGUCAAGUAUUAGCACUUUGUCAGUCUGAGACUGAUAUUUCAGAUUUUACCUUAGGGUGAGGAAGAUUUAAUAAUAGUUUGAAUCUUUUGGGAAAUUGUGAUUGUUAUCACUCAUGUCCGUGUGCUAAAUAUGAAACUAGAGCGGUAGCUGUUAGCUUAUCUUAGCUUAGCACAAAGACUGGGAAAUGGCUAGUCUGUUUCAUUCAAGGUAAACCUAUUAGCAUAUCUAAAGCUCACUUAUUAGCAUGCAGUAGUGAAAAAUGAAGGGUAAAAAUAAGACGUUGUUUUAUUGGUGGUUUGAUUUUAUUAUGGCCAUACACACUUCCUGUUCCUUAUUUCAGACUUUUAAACAAAGAGGUGCUAGCAAAUAAAAAGUUUUGGACAGAAGCAGGAAGAAAAAUGUUUUCUCUUGCUUCCAGUCUUUAUGCUAACCUUAGCUUUAGCGUCACGUUUAGUUUCACCCGCCAAAAAAACAUCAAAAGUUAAUUUUUUUUACAGUUCAUGUGUUUGUAUGGAUUAAACAUACCAGAAAUAAGUGUUAAGUAAUGAGCUGUAAGUAGAUGGACUUAUUUUUACCUUUUAGCCAAGCCUACCGUCCCCCUCUGCUUCCAAUCUUUACUAAGCUAACACACUCAUAGCUUUAGUUUCAUAUUUAGCGUAGCGACAUGAGAGCGUUGUUGAUUUGGCAACAAAAAAAAUAAAGCAGAGAAGCACAUUUCCCUGAAUGUCGAGCUAUUUCUUUAAAGGAGCCGCUGCCUUAGUGAUGGUUUUGGAUAAGUGGGAAAAUAUUCUACAAAGCAGGAUUUAAACAAAGCGGUCAACCAGGAAGUGUGAGACAGAAAGCGGCCUAUCAAAUAAUCUCGUGUGAGGAUCCUGCGAGUACAAUAUCUUCCAGCUCUGCUCUAUAGUCUAGUGAACUAUUUAAUUCUACUUCUUCCAGAUAUAUGAAGCUGCGAUACAGUGACUGGGACCUUUGUUUCAAAAUGAAAGGGUUGAAAGAUUAAAAACAAUAUGUAUUUAUACUCAGUUUUUAUGGUAAUGUACAAAAAAAAGAAUGACAUAUGUUUUUGAAAUGAAACGUGCUUUUAUUGUUUUUUCUUGCUUUUUAAUUUCUCCUGACUUAUUGUUCUAUCAUCAUUUUAAACCGUUUCUUUUUCUUUUGGGUCACCCUUUGUUUGGCUGAACAACAGUCGGGGGGGACUGUUGUCGGGGGGCCCCCCGUUUGUGUCCGAGCUAGUAAGCUAUUUUGUGAAAGAUUUAAAGAAAAAACGAUGCACCUUAUGAAAAAUUGAGACUAAGCUUGACAUUUAACCUUCCUUCCCGCAAGCCUCACUUUGAAAAGACAAAACGUCCACUAUACGAUAAAGGGGCUGGUGUCAAUAAACAGUUCAGCACAGUUGCUUCUGACAUCAUGUGAAAUAAAAGCCCCAGAAUGUGGAUUUUUUUUAAAAUGUCACACCAAACUUCAUAGAGAAACGUAGCAUUUUAACAUUGACUUUAUAUAUUUAAAAUCAUAUGAUGUGCCACAAAUAUAUUGUUAUAUUUCUGAUGACAACUACAAUUCUAUCUUCUAUCACUAGAUAGUGAUGCCAUGUAUGAAAAUACAAGGUUCCAUUGCCCUAAUAUUGAAGUUAAUGGAAACAGAAAAAUUGUGUUUUGGACUAAUAGUUUUUGCCACCGACACCAAAAACUAAAUCUUAAACAUGAGUUGAUCUAUUCCUUUUAUUAACUGAUUCACACUCCUCACUUGCCAAGCACUGGGUGUGUUUUCUACUUGAAGGAUUUGGUGUGACAAUAAUAAAGAAUAUUGUGUGUUUAGAAAUAGUGAAAUAAAUCUUGUGUGGAAGGAAAACAAAUCAGAAGAGUGCAUUUAGAGAUUAUUCUCCCGGUAUCAAAAGCUUCUAUUAAUUGCCUUCAUGUUUGAGAGAUGCCAUUACGGCCCAUUUAGCAAGUACAAGUUCUAAUCCAGCAGUAUUUUACGAGAGUGUUCGAGCUUGACAGAAAUGUUCAUGGGAUGGAAGAAAGAACCCUAAGGUGCUCAGGAAGUGAAGAUUCUGUGCUUUUCCAGGAGAAAACAGGGAAAAAGAAACAGACUGAAACCUUAAAACGGGCUCUUCUCCAUCAGCGGUGCUUACUCUGAAGGGGCGUCCUCUUGUGGUGUGUCAGGGUCAACACGUCUCCAUGUCCGUCUGUGUCCCCGGUGAAACACCAUCCACUUCAUCCCGAUAUAGCUCUGAGAAAGACUGAAUGCUGUUGUAUCAAUCUUCAAUCUAGUUAUGUUCAAAGUUACUGUAUUGCCCAUUUCAGAAUUUAGUGCCUUUUUUGGACAGUAGACUGUUCUGUAAUUAAGAUGUAGUAUAUAAACAUUUUUUUGUACAGUUUCUUUGUUCAUUUUUUUAACUUGUGUUUAUUUUAGUAUGAUAUAUAUAUAAUGUACAAGAGAAUAAAGCUAUAUCAACGAGA